UGGGCUCUGCCUGGGAUGAGCUUUACUGCCCUCCUGCCAUUUUACUUCUUAGCAUGGAAAACAAGAGCCAAAAGAGCUGCCAUUGGAGCUGCAGUCGGAGCAGGAGUGGCACUUGUUGCCAUCCCGGCGUGCAUUGCUGGGCUGGGGUUCACCGCAGGUGGCAUCGCCGCUGGAUCCAUCGCUGCCAAGAUGAUGUCGGCAGCUGCCAUCGCCAACGGCGGCGGAGUGGCAGCCGGCAGCACCGUGGCCGUGCUGCAGUCCAUCGGAGCUGCGGGCUUCUCUCUUGCUGCCAAAAUUGGGCUGACGACUGGCCUGGGGUCACUUGGGGCAGCAGCUGGUGCCUCGCUGCCCUGCAAGGGCAAGAAGACUCCAAAUGACAAACCCAAGAGAAGGUAACUCCAGGGGACAAACCCAAGGAGGCAGCAACUGAUGAUGAUCCCGAGUUGUUGCCAGGCAGCGUGGCAGGUGCUGGGAAGCCCCCACAGACCCCACCCUCUCAAAAGCUUUGGAUUCCCUUGAGCAGUGAGUGCCCUGAAGUCAAUAAAGGUGCUUUGCCUGCAGCA
Empidonax traillii (willow flycatcher) is the source of this 563-nucleotide messenger RNA. Its product is annotated as interferon alpha-inducible protein 27-like protein 2A. The transcript has 3 exons. The coding region runs from base 16 to 396 and encodes 126 amino acids. Gene Ontology annotation, cellular component: mitochondrion; membrane. Gene Ontology annotation, biological process: apoptotic signaling pathway. Lineage: Eukaryota; Metazoa; Chordata; Aves; Passeriformes; Tyrannidae. The record is from RefSeq and is a predicted model, not a curated record.